Messenger RNA from Coniosporium apollinis CBS 100218, 1032 nucleotides. RefSeq lists its product as uncharacterized. The transcript has a single exon. The record is from RefSeq and is a predicted model, not a curated record. Bases 1 to 1032 code for a protein of 343 amino acids. NCBI's taxonomy places the organism in Eukaryota, Fungi, Ascomycota, Dothideomycetes.
AUGGAGUUCUUCUCAAUCGCCAGCGCCUGGGAGGUCAUCAACUUCAGUCUCUUCGCCUUCACUUGCCUCUGCGACGUUACCACAAUUCUCAUCAACCCACCGUCAUACGCGCACGCUCAGCGUGUCGACUCCUCAGCGGAAUCACAAGUCUCGCGCCUCCCCCGUCUCUGCAGCACACUCUGUAGCGGCAUCGCCUUCCUCCGCUUCUCCAUUGCCAGCGCCAUCACUAUCAUCAACUCGGACGAGAGCGCAGCCCGCAGCGUCUGGAUCAUAACAUCCCUAGCCCUUGCCAUCCGUUUAGGCGCCAAGUUCGGCGAGUGGCGCCUCAAGCAUCAUAACUCAUUAUGGGAGAGUAAUUACACCUGGGCUCACGUCUCCUUGGACAUCAUUUCGGGCAUCUGCGUCUGGAUCUGGGGCAUCCCCAUGUACGUCGAAGUCACCCCGACUAUGUGGUUCGUGGACACCAUGGUGUCUCCCUUGAUGGAGCGCAUUGUCCGAUGCCGAGCCGGAAGCUCAGAGGAUAAGAUCCUGUGGAUGACUUGCUACAUUUCGGCCGCCUCCUUCUCAUUCUGUGCUUUCUGUGUAGCUGCUUACGGGCUCGUGAACGCAACGACGACACUGAGAUACUUGGAGAAUGGCACCAGGGCACAAGAACAGGCUUGGGCGCUUGCUGCGCUGCUCUUGUACAUCAAUGCCCGCAGAAUCGCUACAGAGGGCUUCCACGAGGCUACGUUUCGGGCGAAAAAGGCGCGCACUCAUGAUGAGGCCCGCGAGGAGCUUCUGGGCGCCAGAGCUUGGGAUGAAAAGACCGUCGGAAGGUUAAGAGAGAUCAAGAGCUCGGAUGAGAAGAUUGUCGUGUCGUUCGAGGAAGAAGAAGAUCUCGACGCUGUCGUGAGCGCUGUGUUGGGAACUCAGGUCGGCGCAACGGGUGGGACUGUUCUAACACCGACCGAUGGCCGCAUCCAAGUCGAACCUCUGAACGGUCGUAGGGAGCUGGAAGCUUCGAACUUCUUCAUGCACUCGCGCAUGUAA